Molecule: messenger RNA, 575 nt
Organism: Bipolaris sorokiniana ND90Pr
Lineage: Eukaryota; Fungi; Ascomycota; Dothideomycetes; Pleosporales; Pleosporaceae
Exons: 1
Coding region: 155-529 (124 amino acids)
Source: RefSeq, a predicted model, not a curated record
ACACACCCAAACACGGCCAUGAUUAUCCAAAUCACCAUGAACGCUACGUACUAUAUGCAAAAAGAUAUCGCGCCAAAUCCCAGCCUUAGCAGCCUCCCAUACAUACGCCUUCUAUUACCUCACUACUCCGUUCCAUUAUUAUCACGGCCCCAGAAUGACAGUCUCACUGUUUCACCCCUCAGAGUCUACAGGGUUCCCACUGUCUGACGUAUAUUCGUGGCGUAUUCUCCCCAUGGCACAAAUGCAUACCUAUAUGCGUGUGUGUGUGUGUGUGUGUGUGUGUGUGUGUGUGUGUGUGUGUGUGCAACAUGUCCUGCUGCCAUGCAUAUUCAGUCUUUAUCUCGUUGCCCCGUGUUCCACACGUCAAUCCUCUACCACACUUGGCGACGGGCCGUGUUCUUGUUUUGACUCAACCCUGACCCUGGCGCCUUCUCCCGACAGGUCCGGAGUUUGGUUCCGACCUACACAUGUUCGCCCAGCGUUACAGCCGACAUGUUGUGUCCAUAUCAGAUCCAUCGAAGACAUCUAGAUUAUCUGGAUUAUCGCGAUCAUCUAGAUUUAUGUAUCGCGAUCAA